AUGUGUUUUAUCCGGUUCCAUAUUAAGUCAGUCAUAUUUCGUUUGGAGGAGCGCGAAGCUGAACUAAAGAAGGACAAUCAAAGACUUCAUGAGCGCAUUACUGAACUGCUUCGUGCCAAUGUUGAACUUUCUGAUCGACUUAAAUGUACCUCAGCUACAUCCACAUAUCCAAAUAUCGCUUCCCAGUCAAUCGCAAAUAGAUCGGGACUGAGAUUUCAACCACUCAUUCGUCGUGGACCAACCUCAAAUUCUCUAGGUGUGUGUCUGAUUUAA
Molecule: messenger RNA, 273 nt
Organism: Protopolystoma xenopodis
Lineage: Eukaryota; Metazoa; Platyhelminthes; Monogenea; Polystomatidea; Polystomatidae
Source: the annotation of a GenBank genome assembly